This is a messenger RNA of Panthera uncia (snow leopard), 13465 nucleotides long. It is a transcript of the gene NIPBL, whose product is annotated as NIPBL cohesin loading factor. NCBI's taxonomy places the organism in Eukaryota, Metazoa, Chordata, Mammalia, Carnivora, Felidae. The coding region runs from base 216 to 8633 and encodes 2805 amino acids. Gene Ontology annotation, cellular component: Scc2-Scc4 cohesin loading complex. Gene Ontology annotation, molecular function: chromatin binding. Gene Ontology annotation, biological process: embryonic viscerocranium morphogenesis; replication-born double-strand break repair via sister chromatid exchange; regulation of gene expression. The record is from RefSeq and is a predicted model, not a curated record. The transcript is spliced from 48 exons.
UAGCCACCCCCCCUCCCGGCCCGGAUUAUAGUCUCUCGCCACAGCGGCCUCGGCCUCCCCUUGGAUUCAGACGCCGAUUCGCCCAGGGCUCUUGGCUGGCUCAGUCUGAGGACAUGCGACAGUGGAUCUUGGGAUUUGUUUGGGAAAUGGGAAGUAAUGACAGCUGGCACCUGAACUAAGUACUUUUAUAGGCAACACCAUUCCAGAACUUCAGGAUGAAUGGGGAUAUGCCCCAUGUCCCCAUCACUACUCUCGCGGGGAUUGCUAGUCUCACAGACCUCCUGAACCAGCUGCCUCUUCCAUCCCCCUUACCUGCUACAACUACAAAGAGCCUUCUCUUUAAUGCACGAAUAGCAGAAGAGGUGAACUGCCUUUUGGCCUGUAGGGAUGAUAAUUUGGUUUCACAGCUUGUCCAUAGCCUCAACCAGGUAUCAACAGAUCACAUAGAGUUGAAAGAUAACCUUGGCAGUGAUGAUCCAGAAGGCGACAUACCAGUCUUGUUGCAGGCUGUCCUGGCAAGGAGUCCUAAUGUUUUCAGGGAGAAAAGUAUGCAGAACAGAUAUGUACAGAGUGGAAUGAUGAUGCCUCAGUAUAAACUUUCUCAGAAUUCCAUGCACAGUAGUCCUGCAUCUUCCAAUUAUCAACAAACCACUAUCUCACAUAGCCCCUCCAGCCGGUUUGUGCCACCACAGACAAGCUCUGGGAACAGAUUUAUGCCACAACAAAAUAGCCCAGUGCCUAGUCCAUAUGCCCCACAAAGCCCUGCAGGAUACAUGCCAUAUUCCCAUCCUUCAAGUUAUACAACACAUCCACAGAUGCAGCAAGCAUCAGUAUCAAGUCCCAUUGUUGCAGGUGGUUUGAGAAACAUACAUGAUAAUAAAGUUUCUGGUCCGUUGUCUGGCAAUUCAGCUAAUCAUCAUGCUGAUAAUCCUAGACAUGGCUCAAGUGACGACUACCUACACAUGGUGCACAGGCUAAGUAGUGACGAUGGAGAUUCUUCAACACUGAGGAAUGCUGCUGCCUCUUUUCCCCUGAGGUCUCCACAGCCAGUAUGCUCCCCUGCUGGAAGUGAUGGGACUCCUAAAGGAUCAAGACCACCUUUAAUCCUUCAGUCUCAGCCUCUACCUUGUUCAUCACCUCGAGAUGUUCCACCAGACAUCUUGCUAGAUUCUCCAGAAAGAAAGCAAAAGAAGCAAAAGAAAAUGAAAUUAGGCAAGGACGAAAAAGACCAGAGUGAGAAAGCUGCAAUGUAUGAUAUCAUUAGUUCUCCAUCCAAGGACUCUACUAAACUUACAUUAAGACUUUCUCGUGUAAGGUCUUCAGACAUGGACCAGCAAGAGGAUAUGCUUUCUGGUAUGGAAAAUAGCAAUGUUUCAGAAAAUGAUAUUCCUUUUAAUGUGCAGUACCCAGGACAGACUUCAAAAACACCCAUUACUCCACAGGAUGUAAACCGCCCACUAAAUGCUGCUCAGUGUUUGUCGCAGCAAGAACAAACAGCAUUCCUUCCAGCAAAUCAAGUGCCUGUUUUACAACAGAACACUUCAGUUGCUACAAAACAGCCCCAGACUUCUGUGGUACAGAAUCAGCAGCAGGUAUCACAACAGGGACCUAUAUAUGACGAAGUGGAAUUGGAUGCAUUGGCUGAAAUUGAACGAAUAGAGAGAGAAUCAGCUAUUGAAAGGGAGCGCUUUUCAAAAGAAGUUCAAGACAAAGAUAAGCCUUUGAAAAAAAGAAAACAAGAUUCUUACCCACAGGAGGCUGGGGGUGCUACAGGAGGUAAUAGACCAGCUUCUCAGGAGACGGGUUCUACGGGAAAUGGGUCAAGGCCAGCAUUAAUGGUUAGCAUUGAUCUUCAUCAGGCAGGAAGAGUGGACUCUCAGGCUUCUAUAACUCAGGAUUCAGACUCCAUAAAAAAGCCUGAAGAAAUCAAACCAUGUAAUGAUGCACCUAUUUCUGUUCUUCAGGAAGAUCUUAUUGGAAAUCUUAAAUCUACACCAGAAAACCAUCCUGAGACUCCUAAAAAAAAGUCUGAUGCUGAGCUUUCAAAGAGUGAAAUGAAACAAAAUGAAAGUAGAUUGACAGAAUCUAAACCAAAUGAAAACAGAUUGGUGGAGACAAAGUCAAAUGAAAGUAAGUUAGAAACUAAAAUUGAGACACAAACAGAAGAACUGAAACAGAAUGAGAGCAGAACAACUGAAUCCAAACAAAAUGAGAGCACCACAGCCGAACCUAAACAGAAUGAAAAUAGACUGUCUGACAUAAAACCAAAUGACAACAAACAAAAUAAUGGCAGAUCAGAAACAACAAAGGCAAGACCCGAAACCCCAAAGCAAAAGGGUGAAAGCCGACCUGAAACUCCAAAACAAAAGAGUGAUGGGCGCCCUGAAACCCCAAAACAGAAGGGUGAUGGACGGCCUGAAACUCCAAAGCAGAAAGGUGACGGCCGACCUGAAACUCCAAAGCAAAAAAAUGAAGGUCGGCCUGAAACACCAAAACAUAGGCACGAAAAUAGGAGGGAUUCUGGAAAGCCAUCAACAGACAAAAAACCUGAAGUGUCUAAACAUAAACAGGAUAUUAAAUCUGAUUCACCUCGGUUAAAAUCAGAACGAGCUGAAGCCUUAAAGCAGAGACCUGAUGGGCGAUCUAUUUCUGAGUCAUUAAGACGCGACCAUGAUAGUAAACAAAAAUCAGAUGACAGGAGUGAAUCAGAGCGACAUCGAGGGGAUCAGUCUAGGGUUCGAAGACCAGAAACAUUGAGAUCCUCUAAUAGAAAUGAACAUGGCAUUAAAUCUGAUGGUUCAAAGCCUGAUAAACUAGAAAGAAAACAUAGACAUGAAUCAGGGGACUUACGGGAAAGACCAUCUUCUGGGGAGCAAAAAUCAAGGCCUGACAGUCCUCGUGUUAAACAAGGAGAUUCUAAUAAAUCAAGACCUGAUAAGCCUGGUUUUAAAUCACCAAAUAGUAAAGAUGACAAAAGGACAGAGGGCAAUAAGAGUAAAGUAGAUAGUAACAAAGCUCAUCCUGACAAUAAGGCAGAAUUUCCAAGUUAUUUGUUGGGGGGCAGGUCUGGUGCAUUGAAAAAUUUUGUCAUUCCAAAAAUCAAGAGGGAUAAAGAUGGUAAUAUUACUCAGGAGACAAAGAAAAUGGAAAUGAAAGGAGAGCAGAAAGACAAAGUAGAAAAAAUGGGAUUAGUUGAAGAUCUAAAUAAAGGAGCUAAGCCUGUAGUUGUGCUGCAAAAACUGUCUUUGGAUGAUGUUCAGAAACUUAUUAAAGAUAGAGAAGAUAAAUCAAGAAGUUCCCUUAAACCUAUCAAGAAUAAACCAUCAAAGUCAAAUAAAGGUAGUAUAGAUCAAUCAGUGUUAAAAGAAUUACCCCCCGAACUUCUGGCAGAAAUUGAAUCCACCAUGCCACUUUGUGAACGUGUGAAAAUGAAUAAACGCAAGCGUAGCACAGUUAAUGAAAAGCCAAAAUAUGCUGAAAUCAGUUCAGAUGAAGAUAAUGAUAGUGAUGAAGCUUUUGAAUCCUCUAGGAAACGACAUAAAAAAGAUGAUGAUAAAGCUUGGGAAUAUGAAGAACGUGACAGAAGAAGCUCUGGGGAUCAUAGGAGAAGUGGCCACUCUCAUGAAGGAAGAAGGAGUUCAGGUGGUGGUCGUUAUCGAAACCGAAGCCCAUCAGAUUCUGACAUGGAAGAUUAUUCUCCUCCUCCCAGCCUUAGUGAGGUUGCUAGAAAAAUGAAGAAAAAAGAAAAACAGAAGAAGAGGAAAGCUUAUGAACCAAAACUAACACCUGAAGAAAUGAUGGAUUCUUCAACUUUUAAGAGAUUCACAGCCUCAAUAGAGAAUAUUUUGGAUAAUUUAGAAGAUAUGGAUUUUACUGCAUUUGGUGAUGAUGAUGAAAUUCCUCAGGAACUUCUCUUAGGAAAACACCAGCUUAAUGAACUCGGCAGUGAAUCUGCUAAAAUUAAAGCAAUGGGUAUAAUGGAUAAGCUUUCCACUGACAAAACUGUGAAAGUCCUAAAUAUCUUGGAGAAGAAUAUUCAAGAUGGGUCCAAGCUUUCCACUUUGUUAAAUCAUAAUAACGAUACUGAAGAAGAAGAAAGAUUAUGGAGAGACCUUAUUAUGGAGAGAGUUACAAAAUCAGCAGAUGCCUGUCUUACAACUAUCAACAUUAUGACAUCCCCUAACAUGCCAAAAGCUGUAUAUAUUGAGGAUGUAAUUGAAAGAGUUAUACAAUACACUAAAUUUCAUUUGCAGAAUACGCUUUAUCCUCAGUAUGAUCCUGUUUACAGACUAGAUCCUCAUGGAGGAGGCUUGUUAAGUUCAAAAGCAAAACGGGCUAAAUGUUCUACCCACAAGCAGAGAGUAAUAGUAAUGCUUUAUAAUAAAGUUUGUGAUAUUGUUAGCAGCUUAUCAGAAUUGCUAGAGAUACAACUUCUCACAGACACAACAAUUCUUCAGGUAUCAUCAAUGGGAAUAACACCAUUUUUUGUGGAAAAUGUCAGUGAACUACAAUUGUGUGCCAUUAAGUUAGUCACUGCAGUAUUCUCAAGAUAUGAAAAACAUAGGCAGUUAAUUUUGGAAGAAAUUUUUACUUCACUUGCAAGAUUACCAACCAGCAAGAGGAGUUUGAGGAACUUCAGGUUAAAUAGUAGUGAUAUGGAUGGAGAGCCUAUGUAUAUUCAGAUGGUUACAGCACUGGUUUUGCAACUAAUUCAGUGUGUUGUACAUUUACCAUCAUCAGAGAAGGACUCUAAUUCAGAAGAGGACUCAAAUAAAAAAGUUGACCAAGAUGUUGUCAUUACCAACUCUUAUGAAACAGCCAUGAGAACAGCCCAAAACUUCCUUUCCAUCUUCCUUAAAAAAUGUGGUAGUAAGCAAGGUGAAGAAGAUUACAGACCACUAUUUGAAAAUUUUGUUCAAGACCUUCUUUCAACAGUCAAUAAGCCUGAAUGGCCAGCUGCUGAACUACUCCUUAGUUUGUUAGGGAGACUGUUGGUUCAUCAAUUCAGUAACAAGUCAACAGAGAUGGCUUUAAGAGUGGCAUCUCUUGAUUACCUUGGAACUGUUGCUGCACGAUUAAGGAAAGAUGCCGUUACAAGCAAAAUGGAUCAAGGGUCAAUAGAACGAAUUUUAAAACAGGUUUCAGGAGGAGAAGAUGAAAUACAACAACUACAGAAAGCAUUGCUUGAUUACUUGGAUGAAAACACUGAGACUGAUCCUUCACUAGUGUUUUCUCGUAAAUUCUAUAUAGCCCAGUGGUUCCGUGACACAACUCUGGAAACAGAAAAAGCAAUGAAAUCACAAAAAGAUGAAGAAUCAUCUGAAGGAACACAUCAUGCGAAGGAAGUUGAGACAACUGGUCAAAUCAUGCAUCGAGCUGAAAACCGGAAAAAGUUUCUUAGAAGCAUUAUCAAAACCACACCUUCUCAGUUCAGCACAUUAAAGAUGAAUUCUGAUACUGUGGACUAUGAUGAUGCUUGUUUGAUUGUUCGAUACUUGGCCUCUAUGAGGCCGUUUGCCCAGAGCUUUGAUAUUUAUUUGACACAGAUCCUUCGAGUUCUUGGUGAAAACGCAAUUGCCGUUCGAACAAAAGCCAUGAAGUGUUUAUCUGAGGUUGUUGCUGUAGACCCCAGUAUUCUAGCAAGGCUUGAUAUGCAGCGAGGAGUUCAUGGACGAUUAAUGGAUAACUCCACUAGUGUUCGAGAAGCAGCAGUAGAAUUAUUAGGUCGAUUUGUUCUUUGUCGACCUCAGCUUGCUGAGCAGUAUUAUGAUAUGCUGAUUGAAAGAAUUUUGGAUACUGGUAUCAGUGUCAGGAAAAGGGUAAUAAAGAUUCUAAGAGACAUCUGUAUUGAACAACCAACAUUUCCAAAAAUUACAGAAAUGUGUGUAAAAAUGAUUCGCAGAGUCAAUGAUGAAGAGGGCAUUAAGAAAUUAGUAAAUGAAACAUUCCAAAAACUCUGGUUUACUCCAACUCCACACAAUGACAAAGAAGCAAUGACGAGGAAAAUUUUAAACAUCACUGAUGUGGUUGCAGCAUGCAGAGAUACUGGAUAUGACUGGUUUGAGCAACUCCUUCAAAACUUGUUGAAGUCCGAAGAGGAUUCCUCAUAUAAACCUGUGAAGAAAGCUUGUACUCAACUUGUUGAUAACCUAGUUGAGCACAUUCUUAAAUAUGAGGAAUCUCUAGCUGACUCUGACAAUAAAGGUGUGAAUUCUGGAAGAUUGGUAGCUUGCAUAACCACUUUGUUCUUAUUCAGCAAAAUAAGACCUCAGCUCAUGGUUAAGCAUGCCAUGACUAUGCAGCCAUACCUUACCACUAAAUGUAGUACACAAAAUGAUUUCAUGGUUAUCUGCAAUGUUGCAAAAAUCCUGGAGCUGGUUGUACCACUGAUGGAGCAUCCAAGUGAAACUUUCCUUGCUACUAUUGAAGAAGAUUUAAUGAAGCUUAUCAUCAAAUAUGGCAUGACUGUAGUGCAACAUUGUGUGAGCUGUCUGGGAGCAGUUGUAAAUAAAGUGACACAAAAUUUUAAAUUUGUGUGGGCCUGUUUCAAUAGAUACUAUGGUGCCAUUUCAAAAUUAAAAAGUCAGCACCAGGAGGAUCCAAAUAACACUUCACUUCUGACAAACAAACCAGCACUUCUUAGAUCCCUUUUCACUGUUGGAGCACUAUGUCGGCAUUUUGAUUUUGAUCUAGAAGAUUUUAAAGGCAACAGUAAGGUUAACAUAAAGGAUAAAGUACUUGAAUUAUUGAUGUAUUUUACAAAACAUUCAGAUGAAGAAGUACAAACAAAAGCCAUCAUUGGUCUAGGAUUUGCCUUUAUUCAGCAUCCAAGUCUAAUGUUUGAGCAAGAGGUGAAAAAUCUAUAUAAUAACAUUUUAUCUGAUAAGAACUCCUCAGUAAAUUUAAAAAUACAAGUUUUAAAAAACCUCCAGACCUACCUACAAGAAGAGGAUACACGUAUGCAACAAGCAGACAGAGACUGGAAGAAAGUUGCAAAACAGGAAGAUCUAAAAGAAAUGGGUGAUGUGUCCUCAGGGAUGAGUAGUUCCAUCAUGCAGCUUUACCUCAAACAGGUGCUUGAGGCGUUUUUUCACACCCAGUCAAGUGUACGCCACUUUGCCCUGAAUGUCAUUGCGUUGACGCUAAACCAGGGUCUUAUCCAUCCAGUUCAGUGUGUACCAUAUUUAAUUGCUAUGGGAACAGACCCAGAACCAGCUAUGAGGAACAAGGCUGAUCAGCAACUGGUGGAAAUCGACAAAAAAUAUGCUGGAUUCAUUCAUAUGAAAGCAGUGGCUGGUAUGAAGAUGUCCUACCAGGUACAACAGGCAAUCAACACAUGCCUAAAAGAUCCUGUGAGGGGUUUCAGACAAGACGAGUCCUCUAGCGCUUUGUGUUCACAUCUUUACUCCAUGAUCCGUGGAAAUCGCCAACACAGACGGGCCUUUCUAAUUUCUUUACUCAACCUCUUUGAUGACACAGCAAAAACAGAAGUGAAUAUGCUCUUGUAUAUAGCAGACAAUCUAGCCUGUUUUCCAUACCAGACACAGGAAGAGCCGUUGUUUAUAAUGCAUCAUAUAGACAUUACACUCUCAGUUUCUGGUAGUAACCUACUGCAGUCAUUCAAGGAGUCAAUGGUAAAAGACAAAAGGAAAGAGAGAAAAUCAUCACCUAGUAAAGAAAAUGAGUCAAGUGAGAGUGAAGAAGAAGUUUCCAGGCCUCGGAAGUCACGGAAACGUGUAGAUUCAGAUUCAGAUUCAGAUUCGGAAGAUGACAUAAAUUCAGUGAUGAAAUGCUUGCCAGAAAAUUCAGCUCCUUUAAUUGAAUUUGCAAAUGUCUCCCAGGGUAUUUUAUUGCUUCUGAUGCUAAAACAACAUUUGAAGAAUCUCUGUGGAUUUUCUGAUAGUAAAAUUCAGAAAUACUCUCCAUCUGAAUCUGCAAAAGUAUAUGAUAAAGCGAUAAACCGGAAAACAGGAGUUCAUUUUCAUCCCAAACAAACACUGGACUUCCUGCGGAGUGAUAUGGCUAAUUCCAAAAUCACUGAAGAUGUGAAGAGGAGUAUAGUAAAACAGUAUCUAGAUUUCAAACUUCUCAUGGAACAUCUGGACCCUGAUGAAGAGGAGGAAGAAGGGGAGGUGUCAGCUAGUACAAAUGCUCGGAACAAAGCAAUUACCUCGCUGCUUGGAGGAGGCAGCCCUAAAAAUAAUGCAGCAGCAGAGACAGAAGAUGAUGAAAGUGAUGGGGAGGAUAGAGGAGGAGGCACUUCAGGGUCAUUGAGAAGGUCAAAACGAAAUUCAGACUCUACGGAGUUGGCAGCACAGAUGAAUGAAAGUGUUGACGUCAUGGAUGUCAUCGCUAUUUGCUGUCCAAAGUACAAAGAUCGACCACAAAUUGCAAGAGUAGUACAGAAAACCAGCAAUGGCUUCAGUGUUCAGUGGAUGGCAGGCUCCUACAGUGGCUCCUGGACUGAGGCUAAGCGCCGUGACGGCCGCAAACUGGUGCCUUGGGUAGACACUAUUAAAGAGUCAGACAUUAUUUACAAAAAAAUUGCUCUAACGAGUGCUAAUAAGCUGACUAAUAAAGUUGUUCAGACUUUACGAUCCCUGUAUGCCGCCAAGGAUGGGACUUCCAGCUAAUGAAUUUGUACAUGCAGCCAAAUUUACAGGAAUUUUUUUAAAAGGCAGAAAAACUUGAAAUAUCAACAUUCUGGCAAAAAAAAAUCAGUUUUAUGAAGAGUAAGAAUGGAACCUGGGAUGCAGGAACAAAAGAAGGAAAUGUUGGGCAAACAUUUUUGUGGGAGCUCCCUUCGCUGUUGUGCAGCAGAAACAGAUUCUCAGUUCAUUUUUACUCCCACUGUAUUAUAGUUUAACAAAAAUUGUUUAUAUCUUGGAAAAAAACGUUCUGUUUAAAAAAUAAACAAGUGAAUGUUGGAAAUUAGUCUGUUAAUGUUCUUAAUAAAGUGUUCUUGGAGUUUAACCUAGCAGCGGAUGGCUUUCUUUAGCUUAGCCCAGUUUCCAGGGAAGCAUUGUUUUUUCCAGGCUGUAAAAUGGCAGACUCUCCUGGAUAUAUAAUUUAUUCUGUUGAAAAAAAAAAAAAAAAAAAAAAAAAGCAUGCAGUAUCUAUGACCUAUCUGCAGAAGGAGUUUUUGUAAAUGUAGAUUUUGAUGUAUUAGGUCACCCUGAAAACAAUACAAGAAAAGGGAUCCCCAGGCAAUCUGGUGGAGCGAAUACUGCAAUAAAUUUUUUUACUUCUCUUUGUUACUUGUCUGUUUCCAUUUGAAUUUCUUAUUGUAAAGAUCUGUUUAAAUCCAUUUAUAUUAUUUUGCAGUCUUUUAUGUAAAAUUUAUUAUAUCACUGGUUUUCAAAGCAAAACAUAAAAUAUUGUUUAUACAGUUUGUAUAGGCUGACUUCUGAAUAAUUGGUAUCUAUUAUUUUCAUUCCCAUAAGAGGGUGUAAACAGUUAACUCCAGGGUUUUAUUGUAUCCUGCAAUAUUUAGUAUUAACUAUAUAUGAUUUAGCACUGUGCCAAACACAUUUUCAAGAGUACAUUUUGAUAUAAAAAGAAACUAUAGUUUAUUCCUUGUAUGCUUCAAUUUCUUUCUAGUGAUGUCAUGAUGGUAAUAUUUAUUUUUUAAACCUGGGGAAAAGGUAACAGUCAUGCUAUUUUGGGAAACUAGCAUUUCUCUUAGUUAAAAUUAUGCUGUGUGUUAUUUUAGAAAUAGAGUGGAGUAUGACAUUUCGUAUUUACAUUACAUUUUUCACAAGUUAUUUUUUAAUGCUGAAAAAGGAGUAAUUUUACUAGUUGAGAUGUUUAUUCAUUUUCUAUUCUAAACAUUUUAUACCUCUUUGGAGAACGGUUGUUAUUACAAAUGGGGAGAGUGGGUAUUUAAUCAGUUGAUCUGCAUAGUUGAUGCUCAGAAAUAGUAAUGGCUAAAAUCGCAGGGGAGAAGGUGUGUUUCAAAUUUAAGUCUUUUAAAUUAAAACAAUGUGUACUUAUUUUUAAGUUCAUUUUUAAAAGUUGACCUCUAGAAUGUUAAGUUUUAUGAAAUUGGCCAAUAAAUUAAGAUUCUCAAUUUGUGAGGAAAAGUGACAUUGCCACAAAAUACCUUUUUGUGAACACUUAUUAAACCACAAUGAAAAUAACUUUUCAGGAUCUAUUUCCGAUGUGGAAUUCUUUCAGAACAUUUUCUUGAAGGAAAUGUUUUCCCACUCUUCUUCCACUUAAUUGUAUGUUUCCUCUUCCUUUUUACUGUGAACUCUGUAGAAUAAAACUAGAUUGGCUUUUUUCCCCCAUGGAGUAGUAUGUUUAAUCAGAAAGGACUUGAGGUAGCUAAUGAAAACAAUAGAAAUUCAUCAAUAAGAGUAAAUACUAAUGUAGAAAAAAUAUAAGAAAAUAAAGUCCAAGCCUGUAGAGUUCUAAAGAAGAUGUAGUAAAACUGAUCUUGAAUGCUAUGAAGGUUGACAAUCGUGCAUGCUGUUAUUUGAUUCUUAAAAAAACUCUGCUAGUUAAAUGUUUUAUCCCCAUUUUGUAGAUGAGGAAAACUGAGUCUCAGAUUCAGUAAUUAGUUUAUAAAUGUUGUAGGGAUUUAAAUUUGGAGUUGGAAUAAUUGUGUCUCACUAUUCUAAGCUAAUUAAACAAUUAAAGGAGAUGAUCCUUAUUGAAAGAUCAGUUCCUAAAGGAUACUUAGUGUGUUUAUACUUAGGGACCCUCUUCAGAGUGAGCUUUAGGGGGUAGGCACACAGUAGGUAAGGCUUCUCUUGCCAGGUGGAUUUCUGUGUUCAGGAAUUUUCCAUACAUUCUGAGUUCCAGUAUUUUAGCUAUUAAUAUAAGCCAAAUGUUGAUACAAUUCCUAAGCCUUAACCCUUAAAAUAUACUAACCAAAGUUUUCAAAAAGUAGAUUUCUCAAAUGUGAAUUUUUUAGGUCUUAACAGUAAAAUAGGUUAAGGCCUUGACGGUCAAAUCUACAAAAUCAAACUUUCCAUGUAUAUUAAGGGUUUACAAAGUUCAAUCUUAAUCGGUAGUUUGUUGAUACUGUAAUAUGCCAAAUCAUGUUUUAUUGAUUUGUAUUGAAAAGAAGGUGUGUUCUAUUUGAUAUAAAAAGCGCCAAGUACCUCUUCACUUUAAUAUAUUAAUUACGAAAUUUUUGUAUUUUCUUAAAUUGUUUACUAUUUUGACAGCGAAUGGGUAGUUUAAAAAAUUUGUAUCAAAAUACAAAGGCAGAAAACAAUUUAGUAAUCUCUAGUGAGAAAUUCUAAACUUUUAAAGAAAAGUAGUAUGUAGCUUACUUUGUUGAUAUGUUGAAUAUUUGAACCAUUAGCAGGUAACUGAAGCACACAGUUAUUGACGACUGUAGUCUAUCCAUGAAGACAGGUAAGUCCAGCUUUUCUGUCCAAUGUGGAUUUCAUGAGCAAUGAGCAAAGUUAUCAUAUGUUCACGUAGAAAGUGAACUUACCCAGGAAGGUAUGUGGUUUUCUUCACCCGUACUCCGCUUUCGGUUGCACAAAGAACUCAGUGUGGUCACUAGCGCAGCACCCAGGUGGUCUGCAUCUCCAAAGCUAUUGAUACUAAACUGGAAUAAGGUUACUUUUGCCAAUAUAAAUUCCAUCAGAUCAUUCACUUGAAAUGAUCAUGUAAUUUGAGACACUUGACAGUAAAUUUUGUGUUACAGAAAUCCUACUUGUUUGAACCUUUUGCUGUUUUGCCUUGCUCAUUUUAAAACUGAAGUUGGUUUAACCCCUUAGCUAAUUUUUGUCAUAGGAAGCAUAUUAUUCAUUACACAACUUGGUGUCAUAUUUUUAUUUGAAAAUUUUCCUAACCACUCAUUGUUCUGUUGGUCCUAACAGUUGAAUGUAAAUUUGGUGUAAUAGGUCACUGACCAAACAAGUUCCCAUUUGCAUAGUUUAUUGACCAAGUGGUGAUAAAAUCCCUGUGUUCUGUGUGAUAAUCCAGUGAAUACCACCGACCCACCCUUCUUUGUGAGGCGCCACUUGUAUAUGGCUUCAUGGCCCACACUGAUGCAGAAUGCACACAUUCUUUUAUUCUCAUCAGCAUUUUUUUUUAAUGAUUUUAACUUUUUGUUAGAGAAUCACCACAGACCCAUCACUCAGUUUCAAUCAUUCUGAAUUUCUGACCAAGCUUAUUUCAGCUACACCCUCUAUAUCCUCCUCUAUAUUUUUCUGAAACCCCAGAUACAUUAUUUCAUCUAUAAACACAUCAUCUUUAAAUAUUAAUACUCCUUGACAUCAAAUAUCCAGUAACUUCAAAUUUUCAAUGUCUUCAAAAUGUCUUUUUUAGUUUUAGGUCUUAAUCUAUAGAUGUCUUCAUCUUUUAUUCUUUACAAAUUUUUUAAUGAAGAAACUGAAUCUUGUCCUUGGGUUCUUAAGAAAUAGUUGGUUCUAAAUAGAGGAACAACAGUUAUUUUCCGCUUUGUAAUCCUUUUUCGUAACUGAAUUUAUUUUGGGUUUGAGAGACAUUGUCUCUCUCCCAAACUCCUGUGUAUUGAUUCUUAAGCCUGUGUAACCAGAAUAGUGGUGCCAUUACAGAGAUAAUGAAGUAAGGAGGUAGGUCUAGUUUUCAGAAAGAUGGUGAUAAACGUUUGUUUAAUCCUUUGAAUUUUAGUUGGCAAAUGCCAAACAGGCAAUUAGAGAUGAAGAACUAAAGUAAGGAAACACAAGUUUAAACAGAUAACAGAAGUUGCCCUGUGAUUAAAGUUCCUCUGUUAGUCAGAAUUUUGUUACCUACUGUUUGAAAUAAGUGGACAAUUGGUCGUGGUUAUUUUUUAUUAUAUAGUUUGUAGGCAUUGAAGUUUUGUUGAAUGUAAUUUUGCUUCUAUUUGUGACUUUUUUUUCAGUCAUUAGAACCUUAGAAAUGAAAAGUUAUUUUGUGUUACUUUGUCAUAUAGUUGUACUGUCUGCACCCUUUUUUCCCCACAAGAAAUGGCAGUGUUAAGUCUGCCGUGAUCAUAACUUGCCUAGAAUUGUAAUUUAGAACAAAGAACAGGAAAAUGUAAUCAUAAUCUAAGUUUGUCAUAAAACCUAAACUGAUAAUGGAUCUCCACAUUCCAUAGUUUUAAAAAAUUUCUAUAGAGUCUUAAACUAUGAGGGAUCUGACAACUCAUUUAAUCCAGGUAUUCAUGAACCUCUUUAAGUAUCUAAUGAAAGCCAUGAAAUCCCUACCUAGGAAACUAAACAAACCCUUCUUAGAAGACUGAACAGAAUUGUGCAUAUAAUUUCAGGGGAUUCCCGGUCACUCCCACCAGUGACAUGUAUAAACUGUUUUGGAAAUCCAUUAACUACAGGUGAAGAGAAAUUGAGGCUCAAAUAGGUGAAUUGAUAUCUACAAGCUACAGUUGACCCUUGAACAACAUGAGUUUGAACUGUGCAGUUCCACUUAUAUGCAAAUACUGUAACUUACUUUCCUUGUGAUUUUCUUAAUUUUUUCUUUUUUUUUGCUAGCUUAACUGUAAGAA